AUGGACUACGAGGGGCUCAAGGACCAAUGGUCCGACAUCGAAGACCGCGACGGCAUCCGCCUAUCAUGGAACACCUUCCCAUCCUCGCGCAUGGAGGCCAGCCGGCUGGUCGUCCCCAUCGGCGCUCUCUACACCCCUCUGAAAGAGAAGACAGACGCGACUCCCCUGGUGCAAUACGAGCCUGUCACAUGUAAAGCGCCAUGUCGAGCAGUCCUCAACCCAUUCUGCCAGGUCGACAUGCGAGCGCGGAUAUGGAUCUGCCCGUUCUGCCUGCAGCGAAACAACCUUCCACCACAUUACAAGGACAUCAGCGAGAACCAGAUCCCACCUGAACUUCACCCGGGCAGCACAACUAUCGAGUACCGGCUAGCCAGACCUGCGCCGACUCCGCCAAUCUUCCUCUUCGUUGUGGAUACUUGUCAGGAGGAGGACUCGUUGAAGGCACUCAGGGACAGCAUUAUCAAUGCUCUCUCCUUCCUGCCGCCCCAUGCCCUUGUUGGCUUGAUCACAUUUGGCACAAUGGCACAGGUGCACGAGCUGGGCUACACCGAAUGCGCAAAGUCAUAUGUCUUCCGGGGCAAUAAGGAUUACGGCGCGAAGCAGGUUCAGGAGAUGCUGGGUUUGGCUGGAGCUGCUGGACGACCAGGCAUGCAGCCACAGCCUCAACCAGGUCGACCUGCACCGCCGCCAGUCGGAGGUGCCCAGGCACGAUUUUUGCUUCCAGUGCAGCAGUGCGAGUACCAGCUCACGAACGUGCUGGAGAGCCUCCAGAAAGAUCCAUGGCCGGUUGCGAAUGACAAGCGUGCUAUUCGCUGCACUGGAGUUGCGCUCUCUGUGGCUGUGGGUCUUCUCGAGGCCAGCUUUCAGAACUCGGGAGCUCGUGUCAUGUUGUUCACGGGUGGACCGGCCACUGAAGGACCUGGUAUGGUCGUGGGCCCUGACCUCAAGGAGCAGAUGCGCUCGCAUCAUGACAUCGAUCGGGACAACAUCAAGUACUACAAGAAGGCGCUGAAGUACUACGAUGCCCUCGCCAAGCGUACAGCACACAAUGGCCAUGUCAUUGAUAUCUUCGCUGGUUGUCUGGAUCAAGUUGGUCUUCUCGAAAUGAAGGGCCUCCCGAACAGCACUGGUGGACACAUGAUUCUUACGGACUCGUUCACUGCUUCGAUGUACAAGCAGUCUUUCUCCAAGAUCUUCGAUGCGGACGCAGACGGUAAUCUCUUGAUGGGAUUCAAUGCUUCUCUGGAAGUUCUUACCACCAAGGAGCUAAAGGUCACUGGGCUGAUCGGACAUGCUGUUUCUCUCAACAAGAAGUCGAGCUCAGUCGGUGAGACCGAAUGUGGUAUCGGCAACACUUGCAGUUGGAAGAUGUGCGGCAUUGAUCCCUCUGCCUCAUACGGUGUCUACUUCGAAAUCGCAGGCCAGGGAGGUCCUGCAGCGCCCAUGCAACAAGGCCCACAAAAGGGUCUUAUCCAAUUCCUCACAUACUACCAGCACAGCGGAGGCCAGUACCAUCUCCGGGUGACUACCGUUGGUCGAAACAUGAGUGGACCAAGUGGCGACCCAGCCAUUGCACAAUCCUUCGAUCAAGAAGCUGCUGCUGUACUGAUGAGUCGCAUUGCGGUGUUCAAGGCCGAGGUCGAUGAUGGUCCAGACGUCCUGAGAUGGGUUGAUCGUAUGCUCAUCCGCCUCUGCUCGCGAUUCGCCGAAUACAGGAAGGACGACCCAUCAAGUUUCCGCCUAGAGAAGAACUUCACCUUAUACCCACAGUUCAUGUUCCAUCUGCGAAGAUCCCAGUUCCUGCAGGUCUUCAACAACUCGCCUGACGAGACUGCUUUCUACCGACACGUACUCAACCACGAAGAUGUGUCGAACUCUCUCAUCAUGAUUCAGCCCACGCUGGAUUCAUACACUUUCGACCAGGAAGGCGCGGUUCCAGUGCUUCUUGACUCGACCUCGAUUCAACCUCAAACUAUACUCCUGCUCGAUACUUUCUUCCACAUCCUCAUCUUCCACGGCGAGACUAUGGCCGAAUGGCGGAAGGCUGGAUACCAGGAUAUGGAGGGUUACGAGAAUUUCAGGGAGCUGCUUGAUGCGCCCAAACAGGAUGCCAAGGAACUCAUCCAAGACCGCUUUCCCCUCCCACGAUUCAUCGUCUGCGACGCAGGCGGUUCCCAAGCCCGUUUCCUCCUCGCCAAGCUCAACCCAUCCACCACACACACUUCGUCGAGCUACGGCGGCGUCAGCCAGACUGCUCAAACGAUCUUCACGGACGACGUCAGUUUGCAGACUUUCAUGGAUCAUUUGAUGAAGCUUGCUGUUAGCGGAACGACGUAA
Molecule: messenger RNA, 2337 nt
Organism: Zasmidium cellare ATCC 36951
Lineage: Eukaryota; Fungi; Ascomycota; Dothideomycetes; Mycosphaerellales; Mycosphaerellaceae
Exons: 2
Coding region: 1-2337 (778 amino acids)
Biological process (GO): COPII-coated vesicle cargo loading; COPII-coated vesicle budding; endoplasmic reticulum to Golgi vesicle-mediated transport
Cellular component (GO): COPII vesicle coat; endoplasmic reticulum exit site
Molecular function (GO): zinc ion binding; GTPase activator activity
Source: RefSeq, a predicted model, not a curated record